CGUUCGGAAGGAGGCGGAGCCUACCUCGCAUCAGGACCAGCCUGGCUGCACCUGCAUCCUUCGCCCAGAGCAUCCCUGGAGCAUCUUAAGAGGAGAACGCAGCUGGCCACCACGGAUCAAACCGUCGCAGUAGGCGUCCGCCGGAUAUCGUCCCCCGCCCCUGGUCAUACUCUCUACAGAGGGAGCCCUCGGCACCGACCGGGGACCCCCAGAGUGGUCUGACCAUUUCCAAAAGCCUUUCUAGCAAAUAACCUCUGACUACGACAUGGCUGAGAUCACCAAUAUCCGACCUAGCUUCGAUGUGUCACCUGUGGUAGCCGGCCUCAUCGGGGCCUCUGUGCUGGUGGUAUGCGUCUCGGUGACCGUAUUUGUCUGGACAUGCUGCCACCAGCAGGCAGAGAGGAAGCACAAGACCCCACCAUACAAGUUUAUCCACAUGCUCAAAGGUAUCAGCAUAUACCCAGAGACCCUAAGCAACAAAAAGAAAAUCAUCAAAGUGCGGAGAGACAAAGAUGGCCCAGGGAGGGAAGGUGGACACGGGAAUCUGUUGGUGGACGCCGCCGAGGCCGGCCUGCUGGGCCGCGCCCCGGGUUCCAGGGGCCCUGGCUCUGGCGCGUGUGUGGACCAGUUACCCAUCAAAGUGGACUAUGGGGAGGAGCUGAGGAGCCCCAAUGCCGGCCUGACCCCUGGUGAGAGCAAAACCACGUCCCCCUCCUCUCCCGAGGAGGACGUCAUGCUUGGCUCCCUCACCUUCUCUGUGGACUAUAACUUCCCCAAGAAAGCGCUGGUGGUGACAAUCCAGGAGGCCCAUGGGCUGCCGGUGAUGGACGACCAGACCCAGGGCUCUGACCCCUACAUCAAAAUGACCAUCCUCCCGGACAAGCGGCACCGGGUGAAGACACGGGUGCUGCGCAAGACCCUGGACCCUGUGUUCGACGAGACCUUCACCUUCUACGGCAUUCCCUACAGUCAGUUGCAGGACCUGGUGCUGCACUUCCUCGUGCUCAGCUUCGACCGCUUCUCCAGGGAUGAUGUCAUUGGGGAGGUCAUGGUGCCACUGGCCGGGGUCGACCCCAGCACUGGCAAGGUCCAGCUGACCAGGGACAUCAUCAAAAGGAACAUCCAGAAGUGCAUUAGCAGAGGGGAACUCCAGGUGUCUCUGUCAUACCAGCCUGUGGCCCAGAGAAUGACAGUGGUGGUCCUCAAAGCCAGACACUUGCCGAAGAUGGACAUCACCGGUCUCUCAGGUAAUCCCUACGUCAAGGUGAAUGUCUACUACGGCAGGAAGCGCAUUGCCAAGAAGAAAACCCACGUGAAGAAGUGCACUUUGAACCCCGUCUUCAAUGAGUCCUUCAUCUACGACAUCCCCAGCGACCUCCUGCCUGACAUCAGCAUCGAGUUCUUGGUCAUCGACUUCGACCGCACCACCAAGAACGCCGUGGUUGGGAGGCUGAUCCUCGGUGCGCACAGCCUGACGGCGGGGGGUGCCGAGCACUGGAGGGAGGUGUGUGAGAGCCCCCGCAAGCCGGUGGCCAAGUGGCACAGUCUGAGCGAGUACUAAUCUCAGCCGCCGUCACCCUGGGCCAGGCUGGGGGCACUGUGGCAGGGGGUGGGGGGAUACCCCAGACAAAAGUGGACUCCAACCUCAUUUUAGCUCUAUUAGAAAAUUUCUAACCAAACAAGCCCCACAAAAUAAAACCAACCCCACCCUCCCCCUCCCAGGACCAUACUGCAGAUCAGUUCUUAGUGAUGAUGGUUUUCCUCCUUUGCAAGGCACUAGAAAUUCUUUUUUGUUUUAUUAAAAGGGGAAAAAAAAGAAAA
This is a messenger RNA of Sorex fumeus (smoky shrew), 1821 nucleotides long. RefSeq names its product synaptotagmin 11 (gene SYT11). The record is from RefSeq and is a predicted model, not a curated record. Gene Ontology annotation, cellular component: synapse; membrane; axon. Gene Ontology annotation, biological process: regulation of calcium ion-dependent exocytosis; vesicle fusion; regulation of dopamine secretion. The coding region runs from base 266 to 1561 and encodes 431 amino acids. Lineage: Eukaryota; Metazoa; Chordata; Mammalia; Eulipotyphla; Soricidae. Gene Ontology annotation, molecular function: calcium ion binding; SNARE binding; calcium-dependent phospholipid binding. The transcript has 4 exons.